UUGUGACUGAAACUGCUGCACAGGAAGCAGGUGGAAACCAACUGUCUGUGUGCUCCUUGGGGAGCUCAUCAACACAGGAACUAUACUAUUAAGCAAGGUAGCAGUUGAUGGCGGCAUGUUUGUAUUCUCAUUGCUCUGUUAUAGAAGCAUUCUAGGUGUCAUUUUCAUCUUGCCAUUUGCUCUACUCCUCGAAAGAGGGAAGUGGAAAGAAUUGGAUACAAAGGCUCUUGUGUGGCUCUCCAUCAAUGCUUUUGUCGGUAUGGAGAGCUUGCGCCUCAAAUCCAAAGAGGCCAGCGCCAAGGUGGUUGGUGCAUUGUUAUGUUUUGGUGGGGCUUUGCUGAUUAGCAUGUACAACGGAAAGGAACUGCAUCUCUUUACCUCGGUUAUAAAAGGCAUAAUUAAGAUUUCUAAUGGAGUAGCCGGAGGACAACAUCAUAUGAGGGGAACCUUGCUUUUGUUGGGUGAUUGCAUAUGUUAUGCAUUUUGGUAUCCCAUACAGGUGAAAGUUUUAAAGGUGUGCCCAUGGAAACAUUGGUCAUCAAUGUUGACCUGUGUUCUAGGUGGUUUACAAACAGGUGUCGUAGGAAUGUUUUUGAGGAGGGACAAACUUGCUUGGCAAGUAGGAUGGAACAUUCAACUAUUAACAAUUGUCUACUUGGCUGCACUUGGCACAACCGCCAAUUAUUGGUUGAAUCUAUACGCCGUGGAAAAGCGCGGACCUGUUUUUCCACCAAUGUUCAACACAUUAUCGAUUGUCUUCACCAUGGUUCUUGGGGCAUUAUUACUAGGAGAAAGCAUCACGGUUGGGAGCUUGUUAGGUAGUGCAUUGGUUUUCAGUGGUUUGUAUAUGUACCUCUAUGGAAAGGCCAGAGAACUCCAUGCGAAGACGUCAUCAGGGUCAAGCAAUGAAAAGCUUCAGGCGCAACCUACCCAUGACUCAAAGUUUGAGGUUCCAAGAUUUGGUCCUUGAUUUUUUAGGAUGCUAGUCUCGAGUGAGCUUUAUAUUAGAAGUUGAUACCACUUUGUUAAUGAUUUGACCAAUCCUAAGAUGUGUGAUGGUGCAUUAGUAUUUUCGAGUGAAGUAAACCACUAGUUUGUAGGGUAUCUUUCUUAUUGGAUUGUACAAUUGUGAUACCAUAUAGGACAAUAUCUUCAA
This is a messenger RNA of Triticum urartu, 1156 nucleotides long. The record is from RefSeq and is a predicted model, not a curated record. NCBI's taxonomy places the organism in Eukaryota, Viridiplantae, Streptophyta, Magnoliopsida, Poales, Poaceae.